AUGAAUUCAAGCCACAAGCUCUUGAAUCAGUUGACUGUGGGAUUUGAUUCCAAGAAAAUCAAGGUUAGAGUGACACGCAUGUGGGAUGCCAUUAACACAAAUACUGGUGAUGUGUUUGCUCUUGAAAUGGUACUGCUCGAUGAAAAUGAUAAUCAUAUGGUAGCUAUUGUACCAAAAAAUUUGGUACAAAGGUUUCGACCACAACUACUUGAGGGAGAUGUCUAUAUUUUGGAGAAAUUUAGAGUGACGCCAAGAAAACAAUCUUGGAAUGUUGUGCACAAUGAGCAUAAUAUUUAUUUCACUUAUACAACUCUGGUGAAAAAGCUUGAUGGUCGAAUGAGUUCAAUAAAAUUUCACAAAUUUGAAUUCAUCGAUUUCAAUGACCUCUCUUCACGAUGUCAAGCUUUUAUAUUCUUAUCAGGUAUGAUUGGUGAAAGCAUUAAUGUCACAUUAUGGGGAACAACAUCGAAUCAGUUCAAUGAUGAGACUAUUUUGGUGUCUGAUCAGCCAUUAGUGUUGGUGAUCUCUUCAGUGACAGUUAAACAAUUCAGAGGUAAUGACAUAAACAUCAGUGAAACUCUCAUAGUAAACAUAUUGUUAUUUCUUUUCAUUAGCAUUCUUAAUGGACCUCACGAUAAAUUGUUACUCAGCAUUGAUAGCACUGCUCCUCAAACUAUUGAGGUUUUACAUCCUCCAAAAAUGCGAGAAGCUAUACAGCAACUAAUGUUCAAGAAUCGAAAAUUUUUAUCAGAGAUAUAUCAGAUAAUGGCCGGUGUUCAAACAGAGGAAUUGGUUUACACUUCCAAAGUGACAAUUCUGAAAGUUGAUUUCAAUAGUCAACUGCACUACAAAGCAUGUCCAAAAUGUCAGAAAAAAGUGACAUUAGAAGGAUCUAAUUUUGUGUGCAAUGCUUGCAAUCAAAAUGUGGAGUAUCCUAAAUUGAGGUAUAUGUUAAAAGUCUUGGCAAGUGAUGCAACCGGUAGUGCUUGGUUUGUUAUAUUUGAUCAAGAGGCUGAAAGAAUAAUAGAACACAAACUUUCUUUUGUUCUUGAAGAAUUUAACAAGAUUGGUGGAACCGAUAACCAAUACCAACCUGAAGUAUCUUCUUCCCAGAUCCCAAUUAGUACACCAGAUGAUUUUAAUCAACAGCAUUUCAAUACACUUCAUAUGAAUCAUUCGUCAGAGGGUUCAACAAAAAUCACAAAAGAAGGGAAUCCUCAUAAAAAGAUUUGCAUGAGAAGUGAUAAUGAAAAAUCAAUAAAUGCUGAUUUGCACGGACAAAUCGAGGAGAAUGUUCAAACAGAAGAAAAAUCAAAACAAGUUCCUGAAGAAUAG
Coffea arabica (coffee) is the source of this 1335-nucleotide messenger RNA. Its product is annotated as replication factor A protein 1-like. The record is from RefSeq and is a predicted model, not a curated record. NCBI's taxonomy places the organism in Eukaryota, Viridiplantae, Streptophyta, Magnoliopsida, Gentianales, Rubiaceae.